GACUGGUGGCGUUGGUGAUUUAUCUUGUGUAAGUAAAGGUGUAGUAAAUAUGUUAUAAAUGUGUUUCUAUGUCAACCUACCAGAAGAUGUUCAAUAAUAUGAGCACAUAGAAGUUUAUAAGUGCAUUGUAUGUCGUUAAAUGUGCCGAUGGUGAUGUCAAGAGGUAUGAUGUUGACUGAUUUUGUCACCAUGCGCUGCGCGUUGUGAGACGAUUGCGGAGUUACUAAUGCGCGUCGCUUUAAUAACCGUCCGGUCGGGAUACGUUCCGUUGUGAUCCAUGUUUUAUAUCAUUUGUUGUCUGUCCAUUGUUACAGAGAUGAUGUUUGUUUUUGUUACUUUAGUGCUCUAUGGUGUGGGUGUCUGUGAACACCAAAAGCAUUUGAGCUAGCACCGUGAUACGAGCUGUGAGUAUAAGAGUUACCACUGCGGUUUAUUUAUGUAUUAGAAAGAUAGAAUUGAGUUCAGACACCUAAAUUGAUUACAAAUUACUUUAACACUUCUCUUAAACAUAAAGAGAACUCGAGAAAUAAAGAUCCCGAACUCUAGUGUUGCGUCUGGUUUAUUAUUCAAUUUCACCGGCCUACACAUUUUGGUACCAGGAGUGGGGUCUCAAAUUUGGAGAGUUAACUAGGUGUUAAAGUACAUAAAUAACCGUAGUGGUAACGUGCAGUCCCGGUGCAACGCGACGAGGAGUCCUGCCUGGAGUUGCUGUUGAGGACCAGUGACCAGGUGGCUGAGAUCCGAAGUUCACCGAGGACGGAGAGGGAGAAGGUCGCUCCCGGAGAAGAAGAAGCAUUCAGCAGUUCUACCUCAACCUGCAGGCUUUCAAGUGACUGGAGUGGAGCUAAGUUGGCACAGAGACAGUCACCAUGUCGGAGAGAGACCUUGAGGAAGAGCAGAACUUCGAAGAAGGGACUGAUGCUUUGGAACAAUUACAGGCACAGUUUGUCGAACUGAGUGAGAGACAUGACAAAGCCAUGGAAGCUAUCGAUGCAUUGAAUAAGGGUGCAAAUAGGUCAUAUGUCUAUGUUCCAAGAGAGCGCCAGAUCCAGCCCUUUAGUGGCGAUGCAGUCAAAGAUGGUCGCUCUAUUGAUGAGUUUAUUGAGGAGGUAGAUCGUAUAAUCAAGGCCAGAGGUCAGAGUCCUGAAGACGGGGUUGAUUUCAUUCUAUCUCUUUUAAGAGGCUCUGCAUUAGAGGAGGUCAGACUUUGCACAGAGGGGGAAACAAAAGGGCCCAGUGAGUUGUUCACCUUGCUACGGGAGGCUUACUCAGAGAAACGUAGUGUAGCCCAGCUGUUACACACCUUUUUUGGUCGCCAACAAAAGGAGGGUGAAGAUUUUCAGGAGUACUCACAUGCACUCUCCCAAAUUUUACGGUUAGCCCUGAAACAGAGACCAGAUGCUGUGUCCGAUGCUAAGAUAGCUGUCAGAGACCAAUUCAUUGAAGGUGUGCGAGAUCCCUCUCUUAGAAGAGAGCUACGUAAAAUGGUUAGAGGAAAGCCCCGGUCAUCUCUGUUCGAGGUACGUGAAGAGGCCAUUGCCUGGUCAUUUGAAGACAAAUCCUGUGACACCAAGGUUGCUAAGAGCAGACAGGUAGUGUGUGACAGUAUCAGGGGAGAGGGCCAGGGCUUUGGAAAUUCGCAAGAGAAGAAUACAACUCUAGAGGACAUUGUUAAGGUGGUCUCAGAACAGAGCAGGGCUAUAGGAGAGCUGACAAUUGCAUUAAAAGAGGGUCUUGCUUUCAAGGAGAAUUAUAACAAAGAUCAGGGUGGGAAGCCCAGGCUAAGGCCCCAGUUUACAGAAGAUGGGAAGCCCAUUUGCUUCAAAUGUAAAGGGGAGGGACACAUCGCAAGGGAGUGUACGCGACGCAGACCAGAAAACCAUCCAGCGACCAACAAUGCUUCUAUUCCGGAAAACUAGCGACCUCGGAAGCCAAGA
Molecule: messenger RNA, 1937 nt
Organism: Pseudoliparis swirei
Lineage: Eukaryota; Metazoa; Chordata; Actinopteri; Perciformes; Liparidae
Exons: 2
Coding region: 870-1919 (349 amino acids)
Molecular function (GO): zinc ion binding; nucleic acid binding
Source: RefSeq, a predicted model, not a curated record